UUGAUUUUUUCAGAUUCGAAAAUGUAAAGUUUGUAAUAGUUUGGUGUUGAAAACAAUGGCUCUUGCUCCUUGUGUGGAAGGCGAUACUCGUUUAUUGGUGCGAUGCUUCCCACCAUCAUUAUCCCCAAGUGACAAAGAAGAUUUCUUGCGUCACUUUGGGGCCACAGAUGUGACAUGCAUGCCUAAACAAUCUAAAUUGAGAUACUGCGCAUUUGCAUCAUUUCCAUCUUCAUUGGAUGCUCAUAAGGCACUCGUUCGUCUACAUCAACUCAAGAUCAUCGAAAACCGACUUGUGGUUGUGUAUGCUCGGCCUGAGCAUGUCGCGGAAGAGGAACGAGUUCGUAAGGAAAACGAUAGUUCUGAAGAUGAUGAAGAUGAGCCGGAAGCUAAGGGCACAGGGCCGCCCAAGAUGACUGUUCCCUGCAAUACGGCACAACCGGAUCGUAUUCAGCCAGUGUGUGGUGCUUUUGUCCCAUCAUCUUUGGGUUCUUCAGCAUCGUCUUGCCUACCCUCGUCGCAUGUGUCUUAUCGUUACCCACCGGUGUCUGCCAGUAUCAUCACCAACGUUGCCCACACUCUCGCAUGCGUGCCUCAGUUCUACACUCAGGUGCUUCAUUUGAUGAACAAGAUGAACUUACCGCCACCAUUUGGCCCAGUAACACCUACACCUCCAGUGCAUGGUGGUGAUAUCCGUGCACCAGCAGCGGACAUUGCUGUCAUGUCAUCCGCAUCAUCUUCUGAGAGCGGCUCGGAGCUAGAGGAUGACCAGAAUGAUGUUGUUCGCCACUUUUUGGGUGGCCAGGCGAAACCCAUUGCUGUGCGAAAGCCCAGACCCGUGAAGAGACGCCGCUUUGUUGCCUCAACAGACACGUCUGCAGGACUGCGAAGGACAUCAGAGCAACCUGUAGAUGCUGAAUCCGUGUUUGACUCCACAUCUCAGGGGAAGAAGCAAGUCGACUUGUCCUCACUUAUCCAAUCAGCUGUAAGAGCUGGACAGGCUGCCCUUGAAUCAAGUUCACGCCCGGAGCAAGAAACAAAUGGAGAUGCUGAAACUGCUGAAACUGCGGCGCCAGAAAAAGAAGAACCUGAUGCGGGAGCGGCGGCAGCAGGCUUUGGUACGUUCGCUCCUGCACCUCAGAUAACAGUGGAGGACCAUGGUGACGACAGUGAUGACCUCAUGACAGCACUGCUGAAUACGGUUAGCCGCCAAGAGCUUCAACAGGGGCGGCUGUCGCAGAGCGAUAUGAAUGACGCCAAUGUGUUCAAAUCGUACUCGCCUGGGGAGCCAUCAUGUCGCCUAUAUGUUAAAAAUCUUGGCAAGCAAGUGACAGAGGAGGAUCUCCGGUUUAUCUUCGGUCGCUUUGUAGACAGGGAAUCAUCCGAGCAUAUGGAAAGAUUCAACAUCCGUUUGAUGCAGGAAGGCAGAAUGAAAGGCCAAGCCUUCAUUACACUUGCCGAUGAGGAAAUAGCAGAAAAGGCCCGGAAAGAAACAAAUGGAUUUGUUCUGCAGUCGAAGCCUCUAGUUGUUCAAUUUGCUCGGUCAGCGCGUGCGAAGAGCUAGCAAAAGGCAACUGUCCAGCGGUCGAUCACAGUGCGCAGUACUGUAUGUGAUCCGUCAGUUCUAUACAGACAACCACAGUGAUGCUACUUGUGGCUCUAAAGGGCCAAGUCAGCAAGUCAGCGUGCACGUUAUCUUCCAAUGCGCGUGUACAACUGUGACCAGUGCGAGCACACACCAUGGUACAGCUCAGCAUCAUCAUGGUACAGCUCAGCAUCAUCAUGAAGUGCAGGUGACGAAUGAAGAUUGUACUAUGCCAUGAUCAGCAUGGACUGAAUGUGCGUCACAGCUUCUCCGGUGCACCUCAAUCUAUACUUAAGCACCACGCCGGAGUGGAACUUCCUCUUCUGGACAGAGAAUGAGAUGGAAACAAAGCAAUUCUACUGGACCAGUUCGCUUCAGUUGACUGGGUCAGCCUUAGCACAGGGGAAUGCUGCCUGUGCCCUAGCGGUGCACCACAACUUCAAGAAUACAAUCACAUGUACAAGUACAUGUAUCCGUACAUGUACAUACAUGUACUUCAUAAGUAUGUGGAAGACCUUGCGAACGGUGGAAGAUACCACCUUGGCGCAGACCUUGUCUCGACUAUUGAGUGGACUGUACUUCUACACUACUA
This is a messenger RNA of Sycon ciliatum, 2174 nucleotides long. Its product is annotated as RNA-binding region-containing protein 3-like. The coding region runs from base 56 to 1561 and encodes 501 amino acids. Gene Ontology annotation, molecular function: U12 snRNA binding; protein binding; pre-mRNA intronic binding. The record is from RefSeq and is a predicted model, not a curated record. Lineage: Eukaryota; Metazoa; Porifera; Calcarea; Leucosolenida; Sycettidae. The transcript is spliced from 13 exons. Gene Ontology annotation, biological process: mRNA splicing, via spliceosome. Gene Ontology annotation, cellular component: U12-type spliceosomal complex.